Messenger RNA from Heterocephalus glaber (naked mole-rat), 1575 nucleotides. Lineage: Eukaryota; Metazoa; Chordata; Mammalia; Rodentia; Bathyergidae. The record is from RefSeq and is a predicted model, not a curated record.
UCAAGGGGGCCAGCAGUGCCCACGCCGCCCGUGCUGUCCCCAGGACUGAGGCUGGGUGGUCCGAUGGAGGGGCCUCAGUCACUGGGGCACCUCUGGGAGCCUUGCCGUCUCCCCAAGGGGCAGUUUGCUUAUAGCCGGGUGGGUCCUGUUUGGCCCGGGCUGGCUGGGUGACCCAGGAUCUACUCUCAGAGCCUCUACUACCUGCUUUGUAAAAAACGAACCGGAGUAAGGCAGGUGUGGCAGUGCACCCCAGUGAUCCCUGCACUCGGGAGGCUGAGGCAGGAGGAUCAAAAGUUUGAACCCAGUCUGAACAACUUAGUGAGACCCUGUCUCAAAAAAUAAAAAGGUUGGGGAUGCAGCUCAGUGUGAAGGCCAUGGGUUCAAUUCCCAGUACUGCAAAAAAUGACAGCGUCACAGGGUUGCUGUGAGAUUAACAAGUUGAGUUUGGUGCCUCCGUAACCAAGCCAGGCUCUGUCUCCAGCUGUCCCCACGGCUCCGCUGUUGCUGCCUCUGCUGAUGCUCUGCUCGGCCCACCCAGCGGUGCCCUCCUUCCUCACCGCUCUCCCAGCACCCUGCGCACCAGCAGCCUGUGCCAAGGGUUCUUGCCCGGAUGCCGGUGCCCACAGCAUCUUUGCCUCUGGACGCCUCCUCUGAUGCCCAGGAAGCAGCAGAAAUGAGGCUCAGAGAGGCCGGGCGCCCCCCUGGUCACAGCCGCUCGGUCACAGCCACUCAUGGCCCUUGUGGGGCUCCAGCCAGCUGCUCCGUGCGUGAGGAGGACCCCCUGCGACACGAGGCCUACCACCAGCAGGGCCAGUGCCAGGCGCUGGUGCAGCGGUCGCCCUGGCUGCUGAUGCGGAUGGGCAUCCUGGGCCGCGGGCUGCAGGAGUACCAGCUGCCCUACCAGCGGGUGCUGCCGCUCCCCAUCUUCACGCCCACCAAGGUGGGGGCCGCCAAGGAGGAGCGCGAGGAGACCCCUGUCCAGCUGCGGGAGCUGCUGGCACUGGAGACGGCCCUGGGCGGCCAGUCCCUAGAUCGCCAGGACAUGGCUGAGAUCACCAAGCAGCUGCCACCUGUGGUAUCGGUCAGCAAGCCGGGCGCCCUCCGCCGCACGCUGUCCCGCUCCAUGUCCCAGGAGGCACAGAGAGGCUGAGCACAGCAGCGACCCAGGCUCCACUGUGCCCACCCCAGGCGGGGCCCUUCCCGGCUGGGGCCACGGAGGGAGCUGCUGGCCGCGGACGCUUUGUAGUUUGCCCAGAGCUGGGGGCUGGGAGGAGGGAGCCAGAGGCCAGGACGCCUGAGUCCCCUGAGUUCCCCAAGAGAGGGGGGCGAAGAUGGUGGGCGCUGGGGGUGGAGAGCAGGAGGCCAGCACAGCCGAGCAGCCUCAGCCCCAGGGGAAGGGACAAGGGACACCGGUGAGGUCUGAGCCUCGGAGGAGGUCAGGGACAGGUGGGAAGGAUCUAGAAGGCUCCAGAAGGCAGCUUGGAGGAGACGGAGGCAGGAGGAUGUGCAGAGAGCAGAGGUGGGUGGGCCCAGCACCCUCUUAGCGCUGCAAUAAAUGCUCAACCCUGUUCGGUC